AUGCACAUCUUGAUGAUCCUGGAAGAGCUGAAUGGAAAGGAUUUCCAUCAGGGUGGGAUCAUCACAUUGGUUUCUGGGGAGGUCUUGUUCCUGAAAACCGCAUUCAAUGGGUCUGCUCUUGAGGAUCUGUUAAAUGCCGGUGUUCUUGGUUUGAAGUCUUUAAUGUGUCCAUCUGGGAUCAAUGGCUUUCUUAUGACAAAUGCCAGUCAUAUUAAGGGACUGUCUGUACUGGCAAAAUACAGAAGGCCUUUACUUGUACAUGCAGAGAAACAACUAGAUCUCGAAAGCGACUUGGGAGUUGAAGGUGGUACGUUCUUAUUCGACGUAUCUCAAGACCUGGCCACCUUCAUGGGAUCUGUUGACCUUGACAAAGGACACAAGGAUAUUGGUGCCCCAGCAGAAGGAGCUCAUCUUCACAGUGUUCACUUGUCUGACUCAAGCUCUUCAUUGGAACUCGGGCAUCCUUGA
Molecule: messenger RNA, 468 nt
Organism: Prunus armeniaca (apricot)
Lineage: Eukaryota; Viridiplantae; Streptophyta; Magnoliopsida; Rosales; Rosaceae
Source: the annotation of a GenBank genome assembly